Molecule: messenger RNA, 603 nt
Organism: Sphaerulina musiva SO2202
Lineage: Eukaryota; Fungi; Ascomycota; Dothideomycetes; Mycosphaerellales; Mycosphaerellaceae
Exons: 1
Source: RefSeq, a predicted model, not a curated record
CCCGGACGAAAUACCAUUUUUUGGGAAACUGAGCGUGAAGCGAUGAAUGCUGUUGUUGCGACACCUUUUCGCGUUACGUGGUGUCGUAGACGAGCGGUCAGUUUUCAGCAAGUCCGAGGACUGAGAAAUGAGUGGAAUGGAGGUAAGGAGGUGAAAGUCGCUAGAGAUGGGACCGAGUUGGAACCGGCUGUUGCCAAGAGGAUUUUGCAGUUGAUUCAUGCGCCGAUGAUGCAGGAGGUGGUGGGCGGGCCUGCUUAUUAGGUUGGUAAGGUGGAGGUAUUUGUUAGUAUAAGAAGGGAGUUUGGAUUUCGUGCUUUUUGAGCAGGGGGUGAUGCCUGCUUGGUAGGUAGGUAGAGUUGUUUGUUGGUACACUGAGAUGUGGGAGUGGGUAAUCAUGGUAUAUGGAUGGGUUGGCGUUUUUGGACUUUGGGGGUGGUGGUGUGAUGGAAGUACAAGAGAUAGAUCACAGAGGUCUCCUGCAUACAUGAAAGUGAGAAUCAGAUGGGGAGCGAGGGAUUAUCGUAUAUGGAUCGGUUGGCGUUUUGGACUUGUUGGGUGGUGGUGUGAUGGAAGUACAAGACAUGGAACACAGAGGUAUCUUAC